UUCUGUAUGGCUGACAUGGCAAUAUGCAUCCACAUCACUUAUUUUAUUUUUAAAAAUAUAAAAUCUAAUAUUUCUCUACCCCACUUCCCAAACCCUAAAACCAAUUCCCCUUCUCCCAUCUCUCACAUCCGGUUCUCCCCUCCCCCGCCGCCGCAAUCUACCCCACCGCGCCCCGCCCCUCCCACCGCUGCGAUCUGCUUCGCCGGACCACCCCGCUCCCUUCCACCGCCGCGAUCUGCCCCCUCCUAUUCCGGUCCCCUGAGGCGCGACAAGACCCCGCCGCACCGCCUUCAGCCGCCGUCGCGCCGCCCUGACAAUCGCGACCAGAGCAGUCCGCCAGUUGCGCGCUUCGAUUCGCUGCAGUCCGGUCCUCUGGGGCGCGACAAGACCCCGCCGCACCGCCUUCAGCCGCCUUCGCGCCGCCCUGCCCGUCGCGACCAGAGCAGUCCGUCAGUUGUGCGCCAGUCGUUCAACCUUGCCUCCCCGACUCGCCACUGUCCCUGUGCCGUCGUCGGAGACUCCUCUGUCUCGACGAACAAGGUAGCCACCCCGGGCUCUCACAAGUGAAAGGAGAGUCUCACACAAACAGGUAAACUCUCCAAGUAGCGGAUCCCUUAUGAGCCGAAUUCUAUCAGCAUUUUUAUUUAAUAAUUAUGUAGAGAGAGAAAGAGAGAGAGACUAAUCGUCGAGGAGGUUGGUGUCUUUGGGUUAUGCAGUGGGAUUUUCAAUGGUAUGCAGUGCAUUAGUGUUGAAUAAGAGAUGGAGAGAUGCCUAUUUUGUUAUUAUUCAGGAGAAACUUUGUUAUGUAGUAUUAAAGCUUCUGGUGGUUCCAAAGUCUUGAGUUUAGGUUAUUCUUUGUUCUUUCAUUUAUUUCAGUUUCUGAUAGUGGAAGCUAGGCAAGUAUUCUGAUACAGAUUGAUAAAAGACCAGUUGCUUUAAUGCCCAUGUUUCUUGGUGAUUUUGUUGUCCUUUCUCCUGAUUUUUUGUUAUCUAUUUCUUUAAAUGGUUUUUCUGCUUGAUUGGCACACACAUACCUGGCUUUGGUGAUCAUGGGUUCGUUCUAAUAUGCUGCUGGUAUGAUGAGCACGACUGUAAUCAUACUAAAGCAUUUUAUUUAAUUUCAAUUUGAUCACUGUAUCAUUCUUGCAAAUUACUUUGUUCAUGGCAUGAAUGUAUGUCAUUACCCUUGAGGACUAGAUGUUUUCUCUUUUUACUUCCAAAUGAAGAUGAUUGUGAAUUGAGUUGUUGUGCGGAUGCCAUAUGGUCUUUUAUUAAGCUUUUAAGCUCUAUGAAGCUCCUAAUAUGUUGUUAUGUUAUUAAUUUUAUGCUAACAUCGUAAUAGUUGAGAUGUUGUUGUCUUGCUGUUCAGGUGUAGUUAGCUGCACUUCGACAUGAUAUAGGUAAUGAUGUUUUUUCCCUUUCAUAAUAGUAGAGAAAUGUAAAAGGAUUUGAUGAUACUUCUUUUUCUUUUAAGUUUUUGGAGAUUUUUUUUUUUUUUUGCUUUAUUAUUUUGAGGAUAGAAGCCUGUUGUUCAAUUUCUUUCAAGGACCUUAGUAAAGUUAAGUACAUGCCAUAUGUUCUGGAUAGUGAUGAAGCUCGUGACAGUCAGAAUAUUCUUGAGCUACUGCGGUGGCUGGCGGCUAUGGGUUUGAGAAAUGUAUGCCUCUAUGAUCGAGAAGGUACCGUAUGGAUGACAUUGAACAAUUUGAUUUGGGAUUUUUUGUAUUGUUAUAUUUCAAUAGAUUAUUUGAAAGAUAUUUAUACGAUUAGUGGUUCAUUUUAUUUGUGUAA
Molecule: messenger RNA, 1791 nt
Organism: Salvia miltiorrhiza (redroot sage)
Lineage: Eukaryota; Viridiplantae; Streptophyta; Magnoliopsida; Lamiales; Lamiaceae
Product: proline-rich receptor-like protein kinase PERK10
Exons: 3
Coding region: 7-567 (186 amino acids)
Source: RefSeq, a predicted model, not a curated record